AUGACUUCAAUAAGGGCUCAUGGCCAAAUGGAUAAGGCGCCUGACUACGAAUCAGGAGAUUCCAGACAAAAGAAUAUUUAUCAAUAUGCAACGCCUCAAAAGAAUAUUUAUCAAUAUACAACGCCUCAAAAGAAUAUGUAA
Molecule: messenger RNA, 141 nt
Organism: Ambispora gerdemannii
Lineage: Eukaryota; Fungi; Glomeromycota; Glomeromycetes; Archaeosporales; Ambisporaceae
Source: the annotation of a GenBank genome assembly